UACCGUAAUUCGGAGCGGACCACACGGAAGGUUUGUAGCAAUGGCGGCGGCUGAAAACAAUGUGGAACUGAAGCGAAAAGCAGAAGAUGAACCAGAGCAGGAUGGAGACGGAGAAGAGGAGGAGUGGGUCGGACCCAUGCCGAGUGAAGCUUCCUCGGCCAAGAAAAGGAAAGUUCUCGAGUUUGAAAGAGUUUAUCUGGAAAACCUGCCGUCGGCUGCGAUGUAUGAACGGAGCUACAUGCACAGAGACGUCAUCUCACACAUAGCUUGUUCCAAGACAGACUUCAUCAUCACAGCCAGCGCCGACGGCCACGUCAAGUUCUGGAAGAAGAAGGAGGACGAGGGAAUCGAGUUUGUCAAACACUUUCGAAGUCAUCUCAGUGUGAUAGAAAGCAUCGCAGUCAGUUCUGAAGGCGCUCUUCUGUGCUCUGUUGGCGACGACCAGGCCAUGAAAGUCUUUGAUGUUGUCAACUUCGACAUGAUCAACAUGCUGAAGUUGGGCUUUCAGCCGGGCCAGAGUGAGUGGAUUUACAACCCAGGCGAUGCCAUCUCCACAGUUGCCUGCUCGGAAAAAUCCACGGGGAAGAUCUUUGUCUACGACGGGCGAGGAAGCAACCAGCCGCUCCACGUCUUUGACAAGAUGCACUCCUCUCCGCUCUCCCAAAUCCGCCUCAAUCCCAAAUUCCGAGUCAUCGUCUCCGCCGACAAAGCGGGAAUGCUUGAAUACUGGACAGGCCUCCGGAAUGAAUUCAGAUUUCCCAAAUACGUGAGCUGGGAAUACAAAACAGACACAGACUUGUAUGAAUUUGCAAAACACAAAACGUAUCCGACCAGCCUGGCAUUUUCUUACGACGGGAAGAAAAUGGCCACCAUCGCUACGGACAGGAAAGUCCGGAUCUUCCGCUUCCUGACAGGGAAGCUGAUGAGAGUGUUUGAUGAAUCUUUAUCUAUGUUCACAGAGCUGCAGCAGAUGAGGCAGCAGCUUCCUGACAUGGAGUUCGGGAGGCGGAUGGCUGUGGAGAGAGAGCUGGAGAAGGUGGACGGGAUCCGUCUGACCAACAUCAUCUUUGAUGAGACCGGACACUUUGUGCUGUACGGCACCAUGCUGGGCAUCAAGGUCAUCAAUGUAGAAACCAACAGGUGCGUGCGGAUCCUCGGGAAGUUGGAGAACAUCCGCGUGGUCCAGCUGAGCUUGUUCCAGGGGGUCGCCAAGGCCAUGCAAGUGGCGGCGCCCACCGUGGAGAUGAAGGCCUCGGACAACCCGGCCUUAGACAACGUGGAGCCUGACCCCACCAUAUUCUGCACCGCCUUUAAGAAGAACCGCUUCUACAUGUUCUCAAAAAGAGAACCGGAGGACACUAAGGGCGCCGACUCGGACAGAGACAUCUUUAACGAGAAGCCCUCGAAGGAGGAGGUGAUGGCCGCCACGCAGGCUGAGGGUCCGAAGAGGGUGUCAGACAGCGCCAUCAUCCACACCACCAUGGGAGACAUCCACAUCAAGCUUUUCCCAGUAGAAUGUCCCAAAACUGUGGAGAACUUCUGCGUCCACAGCAGGAACGGUUACUACAACGGACACAUCUUCCACCGAGUCAUCAAGGGUUUUAUGAUUCAGACAGGAGACCCCACCGGCACAGGAAUGGGAGGAGAGAGCAUCUGGGGGGGAGAGUUUGAGGACGAGUUCCACGCCACGCUGAGACACGACCGCCCGUACACGCUCAGUAUGGCCAACGGAGGCCCCGGCACCAACGGCUCCCAGUUUUUCGUCACCGUUGUACCAACUCCGUGGCUCGACAACAAGCACACCGUGUUCGGCAGGUGCACCAAAGGCAUGGAGGCCGUCCAGAGGAUCUCCAAUGUCAAAGUGAACCCCAAGACGGACAAACCGUACGAAGACAUCAGCAUCAUCAACAUCACCGUCAAGUGAUCGCACGGUCUCCGUCACUUCCUGUACAGCAAUGUCUCUUUUUUUAUUUUAUACCAGAUUAAAGAAUGAUGAGUGACCGUG
Messenger RNA from Labrus bergylta (ballan wrasse), 2005 nucleotides. RefSeq names its product peptidylprolyl isomerase domain and WD repeat containing 1 (gene ppwd1). Gene Ontology annotation, biological process: protein peptidyl-prolyl isomerization. Gene Ontology annotation, molecular function: peptidyl-prolyl cis-trans isomerase activity; protein binding. NCBI's taxonomy places the organism in Eukaryota, Metazoa, Chordata, Actinopteri, Labriformes, Labridae. The record is from RefSeq and is a predicted model, not a curated record.